Molecule: messenger RNA, 1313 nt
Organism: Mangifera indica (mango)
Lineage: Eukaryota; Viridiplantae; Streptophyta; Magnoliopsida; Sapindales; Anacardiaceae
Product: F-box protein PP2-A15-like
Exons: 3
Coding region: 229-1110 (293 amino acids)
Molecular function (GO): protein binding
Source: RefSeq, a predicted model, not a curated record
CCUCAUUUUCUCGAAGACUUUCCUGGAAAAACCCAAAAGGAAAAAAAUAAAGGGAAAGAUGAGACAUGACGAAACAGUCUUACUUUCUUCCUAACGGAACAUCCUUUCUCUCCUCCUCUUACUUCACUCUCUCUUCAACAGCAUAAUCAUGACUUGACAAAACCAACGACACAAAACACAGCCAUAACGACCCAAGCUAAAGUUGCAACAACAACAACCAACAGAGACAUGGGCGCAUCGCUAUCGAACCUUAACGGUGCGACCAUGGGUCCGGGACUGGGGGACAUACCGGAGAGCUGCGUGGCCUGCGUCUUUUUGUACUUGACUCCACCCGAGAUUUGUAAUCUUGCUCGAUUAAACCGCGCUUUUCGUGGUGCGGCGUCGUCCGAUGCCGUUUGGGAAAAGAAGCUUCCGCCUAAUUAUCAAGAUCUGCUCCAUUUUAUGCCUCCUGAACGCUAUCAAAAUUUGUCUAAAAAGGACAUUUUUUCCCUCCUCUCUCGUCCCGUUCCCUUUGAUGAUGGAAAUAAGGAAGUGUGGAUAGAUAGAGUUACUGGAAGAGUUUGUAUGUCAAUAUCAGCAAAAGCAAUGGCCAUAACUGGAAUUGAAGAUCGGAGAUAUUGGAAUUGGAUUCCUACUGAAGAAUCUAGAUUCCAUGUUGUGGCCUACUUGCAACAGAUAUGGUGGUUUGAGGUAGAUGGGAUAGUGAAGUUCCAUUUUCCUCCUGAUGUCUAUACUCUGUCAUUCAGGCUUCAUCUUGGAAAAUUUUCCAAAAGGUUGGGACGGCGAGUGUGUAAUUUUGAGCACACCCAUGGUUGGGAUAUAAAGCCUGUAAAAUUAGAGUUGUCUACUUCAGAUGGUCAGCAAGCAUCAUGUAAAUGUUAUUUAGAUGACACUGAACAAGAUGAUGCAAAUGGCAACCAUAAGCGUGGAUGCUGGAUUGAGUAUAACGUUGGUGAAUUCAUUGUCACCGACUCAAAACCAGCAACAGAAGUUAGGUUCUCAAUGAAACAGAUUGAUUGCACACACUCGAAAGGUGGGCUUUGUGUAGAUUCCGUGUUUAUCACCCCCAGUCGUUUGAAAGAGUGGAAAAGGAAAGAUUUUAUCAAUUAGGUGACUCCUGUGCAUUAUGAUUUAGUUUUGUUUCAUUUAUACUAGUAUAUUGGCUUUGGUUAUACUCUUUUGUUUUUCCCUUGGAGGGGUUGGUGCUUUUGUUAAGCAAUUUGUAACUUAUCAUUCUUAAAACUUUACUAAAAGCAGUAUCAUACAACUUAAAUUUUCUUUUUGUUUAAUGAUAUAUAGCAAGUUGUUCUGUA